CUCUUCCAGGUUGUCCAACAUCAAACCCGCUUAYCACUCUUGCUGCUAGUAAUUAAGAAAAAGGAAGGAACCAUGGUGCUCUCCAAUGUAAAAGUCAUCGACGGUCGUGACCACCUCCUUGGUCGCUUGGCUAGUGUAGUCGCCAAGGAACUUCUCGCUGGACAGAAGAUUGUUAUCGUCCGAUGCGACGAGAUGUGCAUCUCUGGAUCCCGUGAGUGAAAGGAGACCGAACGGCUGACGGAUACAGACCGUCUUUGGUUCUUUUGUUAUGCUGUCAACAAUUGUUUUAGUCGGAUGUUCUAUUGAUGUACUCACAAGUAAUUUAUUUUUCGAUGCAUUGUCACUGGACUCSUUUGCGACGUUAUYCGCAAUGAUUCGAAUUUAACAGUGGUUAGAAACCGAGUCAAGUAUGCCCAAUUCCGAAACAAGGCCAUGAACACGAACCCUCGCAAGGGUCCUUACCAUUACAAGGCCCCUGCCAUGAUGGUCUGGCGCACAAUUCGUGGUAUGGUCCACCAGAAGACCGCACGGGGACAAGCCGCUCUUGCGCGUCUUUCCACCUUUGAUGGAAUCCCUGCCCCUUACGACAAGCAAAAGCGAGUGGUCGUUCCCGCUGCCCUCCGAUCCAUGCGCCUCAAGCAGGGAAGAAAMUACACCGUUAUUGGAGUUCUUGCCGAUUCCGUCGGAUGGAAGCACAAGGAACUUUUGGGACGCUUGGAAGCUAAGAGAAAGGCAGAUGCCAAGGAAUUCUACGAAGCCAAAAAGGCCAAGGCAGCUCUCCGAAGACAAGCAGAGGAGGCCUGUGCAGGUGAACUUGCGAAGGUCAAUGAAGUUCUCGCUGCAUCUGGAUACUAAACUAGUGUGGUUUUGUUCAAAUAUAGUAAAAUCAGACUCUCCCAAUUCUUCCYACGAUUAAUACCCGUCAUAUCCAAACACCACCGCUAGUAGUUGUACGCCAUAAACGAAAAAAAAUCCU
Molecule: messenger RNA, 976 nt
Organism: Pseudo-nitzschia multistriata
Lineage: Eukaryota; Bacillariophyta; Bacillariophyceae; Bacillariales; Bacillariaceae
Source: the annotation of a GenBank genome assembly